CUUGUAAUAUUUUGCAAUAGAUCACACAGGAAGUUCCAUUUCCUAUUUUCAGAUAUAGGGUUUAACUACAUGCUUGUUCACAAAGACGACAACUACACAGUCUGAUAAAACAAGCUUGAUAAACCGGUCAUCAGCUGAACGUGUCCAGCACAGCACCCACCAGACAGGGCCGCACACAGUUUUUAUUGCAGUUACCUAAGACCAGCCCUUUUCCAUGGGUGGGCCCCUGAUUUGGAAGGGGGCACUGCCUUUGCCAUUGGAACCCGAACCAACGCUACUGACUUGCUGCUCACCAACAGCCAUUGCAGCAUCUUCAUCAGAUCAGCACACAAUGGAGAACUAUACCACUGACUUGGAUGACAUGUCAACAACAACAUUUGACUAUGGUGAUACAGCACCAUGUAUGGGAACUGAGGAAAAGCACUUUGCAGCAAAUUUUCUGCCACCGCUUUACUCUUUGGUGGUGAUAUUUGGCUUCAUAGGCAACAUUCUCGUAGUCCUUAUCCUUGUAAAAUACAAGAGGUUGAAGAGUAUGACCGACAUCUACCUGCUCAAUCUGGCCAUUUCUGAUUUGCUGUUUGUAUUUUCUCUUCCAUUCUGGGCUUAUUAUGCUGCUCACGACUGGAUUUUUGGAGAUGCGCUGUGCCGGAUUCUCUCAGGUAUCUACCUCCUUGGCUUCUACAGCGGCAUCUUCUUCAUAAUUCUGCUGACCAUAGACAGGUAUCUGGCCAUAGUUCACGCAGUGUUUGCUAUAAAAGCUCGGACAGUCACCUACGGCAUCUUCACCAGCACUGUCACAUGGGCUGUUGCUAUUUUUGCCUCUGUUCCUGGAAUAGUAUUUCACAAAACUCAAACAGAACAUGCACAGUAUACAUGCAGUUUUCAUUAUCCUCCAGAUAGCCUAAUAAAUUGGAAGCAGUCCUACAUUUUGAAGAUGAACAUUCUUGGGCUUCUCAUUCCAAUGAUCAUUAUGAUUUUUUGUUACUCUCAGAUUCUAAAGACAUUAUUGCGAUGUAGGAAUGAGAAAAAACAGAAGGCGGUUCGACUGAUUUUUGUCAUCAUGAUUUUUUAUUUCAUCUUCUGGACUCCAUUCCACGUCACUUCUUUUGUGCACACAUUUCAAACUUCUUUUUUUUCCCCAGACUGUGACAGCCAAAGCAGACUGGAGAAAACAAUUCAAGUGACAGAAACAAUCUCAAUGAUCCACUGCUGUAUCAACCCUGUGAUCUAUGCAUUCGUUGGAGAAAAAUUUAGGAAAUAUCUUUACACGUUUUUCCGAAAGCAUGUUGCAGCUCACCUGUGCAAAAAGUGUCCAUCUUUUUAUCGUGAAAAAUUAGAAAGAGUUAGUUCCACAUUCACAGCAUCUACCGCUGAGAACGACAUCUCUACUGGGUUGUAAAAAUACUUCUCAAGUCCAGCUAGUGAAUGUUGCAUCUAUCCUUCUCUUUGCAUGAAGAAAUGGAUGACGUUAUAAAAGAUCUUUAUGUCAAUUCUUGUGGUUAGUUGCCUAUAUCACGCCAUUUUUGUUCUUAGUUAAAGAGAAACAACCGUUUCCCAAUAAUUGUUAGUAUCACAGCUUGAUGAAGGGAUGAUUUGUUUGAUCUUGAUGGCUGACCCACAUUCUGUCAGAUGAAUAAAUAUUCAUGACUUUCAGUAGGGGAGAAUAUAAAAUAGACAAAGGAGUAAUAAGUCAUCUCACAAGAACCAUUUACAGCCACAUGAAUAAUAUAAGACCAGGAGGAAGCUUUGAGGAUUGAUGUACCUUUUCAGUAUACAGCGUACAUGGAACACCUAACAUCCUGACAUUUGGAAGUAAAAGCAUGCUUUCUGCAACACAGUCAGCCAUUUGGUAGUAGGAAGCUUUCAGUAUUCUUUAUUUUACUCCUCUUUCUCUUAGUUUCUCUACAUGAAUAAGAGGCAUUUCCAAGAAAAGGAUGAAGAUGAAAGAUAGCAAGACAACAACUCUUUACUGAUUGGAGAGGUGACUGACCUUUAUCUUACUGCAGCCACUUAACCCAAGGAUUCAUCUGUAAGCUAGCUGUUUCUAAACAUAAUCCUUUUUACUAUAGACUAAAUUUCAGUAUUUUUAUUUUAGAUUUUUAAACUUAUGCCAAUCCUAUCAUUGUUUGGCUGCUAACAUUUUUCAAGGUGAGCUUUUAACGGACAAGAUUGUGAUUUUUGUGGGUGCAGUUUUACAAGUAAUUGCAAGGCUAAUGACUGUACAAGAAGUCAGUGUUGUACCCCCGAACAACCAUGAACUUGUUUCUGACAACUACGGGGAAAUAGCACUUAGUAAAGGAACAUCAACAGAAAUCUGCAAGGACAGAAUUAAAAUCAUCUUAGUUCUAGCUGAGAUGCAUGAUUAUGUAUGAAAAUACAUAAUCCUUCAGAGGAUUUUGGAGACCAUGGGCUUAGUACUGAGUGGAGGCCUCUCUCAUUCUGGAAAUAGAAAUCACACGUGUAAAGGGAGACUUUCAACAGCAGAUGCAGAAACAGUGUCAGGAUAGGCUCCUGCAUGUGCUCUGGACUUAUGCAGUAAGUUUGCUGUUUGGGACAGACUUCUUGGAAGACAGCAGCCUUGGAAGCACAGAAUCAGCCAGCUGUAGAGGAGAUGUAACUGCCUUGCUGUCCCAGGAGAUCAAUGCACAUCACCUCCAUUGACACAAUCAGGAAUGCACGCUUUUUGAGGACUUGUGACCAUUACUCUACUGGUGUUGUGGCAAAGCAUUUAUGCCAGGCCACACUUUUAUGCCACUGUGGGGAAUGUUUCAAUAAAGAAGAAGGGGUAUCCUAGGAUGUGCUAUUAACUUUAAACUGUUACUUUAUACCAUAAGUAAGUGCAGGUAAACGCUUCUUACAUAGGUGAACAGUGAUGCUUUUUUCCCAUUUCCUUCAAGGGGCACCAUUCAAGCAUGCAAAGUUUUAGUCUAAGAAAUCUGCAAAUCCAGUGGCAUCCAUCCAUGGCAAUCUCAAGAUGGAAGAAGGGAUUGCACACCCCUUAACACUGUGUGUGACUUAGUCGCAUAUGUUAACAGCAAAUCUUUUCAAGGUCCUUCAGUAGCCAGUGGAGAAAAAGAGAUGCCUGAGUCAGAAGCAGACAUGAUUUAAAAGGCCUCUGGGGGAGAUUACUUGUCUGACUGUAAAAAGAACCUAGAAAUAUCAGCUUCUUAAUUUAGGGAUUAGAUGUCCUAGUUGCAGUGGUGUGAAUAGUCUUCCCUCUUCAGCCUUAUUACCUCAAGGCACCACUUCUAUUGGCUGUUAGCUAGUUUCCUAUCAGCUACUACAUUCUGGUUGCUCCCCUGUGAGGUUAACAGCCAUAGGUAUACAAAAGGAAAGGCCAAAAACUCUGCUCACAGUAAAUAACACUUUUCAUUUCUUUUGUAUUUUUACUGCACAAAAGCAGAAGCACCGUUUUAAUGUUAAAGUAUAAAUAGUAUGAUGUAAAUCCUGCUGUAACUGUGGUAUUUCUAUUGCUGUGCUUUAUUUGAAGUUCUUGUUCCAUGAAAUUAUGUUUCUUCCUAUUUUAGAGUUAAUGCAGCAAAACUAAUAAAAUCUGUGUCUGAGAA
Messenger RNA from Coturnix japonica (Japanese quail), 3566 nucleotides. Its product is annotated as C-C chemokine receptor type 5-like. Gene Ontology annotation, molecular function: C-C chemokine receptor activity; C-C chemokine binding. Gene Ontology annotation, biological process: cell chemotaxis; inflammatory response; positive regulation of monocyte chemotaxis. Gene Ontology annotation, cellular component: membrane; external side of plasma membrane; cytoplasm. NCBI's taxonomy places the organism in Eukaryota, Metazoa, Chordata, Aves, Galliformes, Phasianidae. The record is from RefSeq and is a predicted model, not a curated record.